CAGCGGUUCGUAAUCAUAUCAAAUUGAAAUUUUGUUUGCACACAUAAAUUUUGUUUUGGUUUUACUUUUUCGAUUUUCAAACUCACUUUCGUGGUCGACAUAUGGCAUUGUGACUACAUUAAAAAUAAAAGUGAACAAAAUGGGACUAUUUGAAAGUAAAAUUCUCGAUGGUGAUUUCGAUGAACCAGAAUGGUUGGAGAAAUUGUCUUAUUUUGGAUUGCGCGUUUGGCAUUUAGGAUUCUUUGGUUUCAGCAUCUUUGUAUGCAUUGUUGUGAUGUUGUGUUGUUGCUUUCGCUUUCGAAUUCCACGCACCAAACAAGACAUCGAAGCCGACUAUCAGCGCCGAGUAAUUGCGAAAAAUUUUCGUGAACGUCUUUGGAACAUAAAAAAUAGCGAAAUGGAUAACAUGAACUUACAAAAAGCUUUAGAACGUAUUCGUCAAGAUUUUGUAGCUGAAACACAAAGAAAUAUGGAAAUACAGGAAAUGAAAGGUGUUGUGUUGCGGAGAGCGCAAGUUUGAGAGAAAAAGCGACAAAUUGAAAUAUCCGUUCAAUAGUUUACAUUAACCUCAAAAAAUCAAGUUCAAGAUAAAAAGAAUAGUUUACCUUACUCAAGAUAAUAUUGAAAAUACAACAACUUUAAUAAAAAAAGGUAGAGAAUAUCCAUUC
Molecule: messenger RNA, 668 nt
Organism: Contarinia nasturtii (swede midge)
Lineage: Eukaryota; Metazoa; Arthropoda; Insecta; Diptera; Cecidomyiidae
Product: transmembrane inner ear expressed protein
Exons: 3
Coding region: 140-520 (126 amino acids)
Source: RefSeq, a predicted model, not a curated record